UUCAGCUUGCAGAUCUACAAGGUGUGGUGGAACACUUCUGGCUUAUAGUCCAAUGCCAAGUGUGUGACUUGUGGCUACAUGACUCUCUGAAAGAUAAGAACAAUGUUAUGCUGGGGAUAUUGGUCUCUGGGCCAACCUGGUAUCAGCACCAACCUGCAAGGAAUUGUCACUGAACCCCAGGUGUGCGGAUUCAUAUCUGACAGGAGCGUCAAGGAGGUGGCCUGUGGGGGCAACCACUCCGUGUUCCUGCUGGAGGACGGGGAAGUUUACACGUGUGGUUUGAAUACCAAAGGGCAGCUGGGCCAUGAGAGGGAAGGAAAUAAGCCAGAACAAAUUGGAGCGUUGGCAGAUCAGCACAUCAUUCAUGUGGCGUGUGGUGAGUCCCACAGUCUGGCCCUCAGUGACAGAGGCCAGCUGUUUUCCUGGGGUGCAGGCAGUGACGGUCAACUAGGGCUCAUGACUACCGAGGAUUCUGUGGCAGUACCCAGGUUGAUACAGAAGCUGAACCAGCAGACAAUAUUACAAGUUUCCUGUGGCAACUGGCAUUGCUUGGCUCUUGCAGCUGAUGGCCAGUUCUUCACCUGGGGAAAGAACAGCCAUGGGCAGUUGGGCCUGGGGAAGGAGUUCCCAUCCCAAGCCAGCCCACAGAGGGUGAGGUCCCUGGAGGGGAUCCCGCUGGCUCAGGUGGCUGCCGGAGGGGCUCACAGCUUUGCCCUGUCUCUCUCAGGAGCCGUGUUUGGCUGGGGGAUGAAUAAUGCUGGGCAGCUAGGACUCAGUGAUGAAAGAGAUCGCGAGUCUCCAUGCCAUGUAAAACUCUUACGUACGCAAAAAGUUGUCUAUAUCAGUUGUGGAGAAGAGCACACUGCAGUUCUCACAAAGAGUGGAGGUGUAUUUACGUUUGGCGCUGGUUCCUGUGGGCAACUUGGACACGACUCCAUGAAUGAUGAAGUUAACCCCCGAAGAGUGUUAGAACUAAUGGGUAGUGAAGUGACUCAGAUUGCGUGUGGCAGGCAGCACACCCUAGCCUUCGUGCCUUCUUCCGGACUCAUCUAUGCAUUUGGUUGUGGAGCAAGAGGUCAACUGGGAACUGGACACACUUGCAACGUUAAGUGCCCGUCUCCUGUCAAGGGUUACUGGGCUGCCCACAGUGGCCAGCUUUCAGCCCGAGCUGGUAAGAGUGAUUGUCACUGGAAUUUAAUGGUAUUUUAA
This is a messenger RNA of Carlito syrichta (Philippine tarsier), 1209 nucleotides long. RefSeq names its product probable E3 ubiquitin-protein ligase HERC3. Bases 103 to 1209 code for a protein of 368 amino acids. The transcript is spliced from 8 exons. Lineage: Eukaryota; Metazoa; Chordata; Mammalia; Primates; Tarsiidae. The record is from RefSeq and is a predicted model, not a curated record.